Homarus americanus (American lobster) is the source of this 2003-nucleotide messenger RNA. Its product is annotated as cytochrome P450 2L1-like. Gene Ontology annotation, cellular component: intracellular membrane-bounded organelle; cytoplasm. Gene Ontology annotation, molecular function: oxidoreductase activity, acting on paired donors, with incorporation or reduction of molecular oxygen, reduced flavin or flavoprotein as one donor, and incorporation of one atom of oxygen; iron ion binding; heme binding. The coding region runs from base 159 to 1697 and encodes 512 amino acids. Gene Ontology annotation, biological process: xenobiotic metabolic process. The transcript is spliced from 11 exons. Lineage: Eukaryota; Metazoa; Arthropoda; Malacostraca; Decapoda; Nephropidae. The record is from RefSeq and is a predicted model, not a curated record.
UACCGAUAUUCCGAACAGACAACCUUCAGACUCCCGCCCCUUCCGCGGCGUAAUAAGAGCAGCGAAGGCCAGCAGUUGCGUGAGGAGUGCCUUGGGAUUAAGAAUACACCGUUGAUUCAUCAUCCACAUCAACCCGUGAUCAAGGACAAGAGAGAAGGAUGGUGACGGAGGCGGUGCUGGGGGUGCUGCUGCUGGUGUUGCUGCUCGCCCUGGUCAGCAGGAAGCCUAAAGGACUUCCUCCAGGUGAGUGGGGCUGGCCUGUGCUGGGCGCCUGGAUGCCGUCAGGAGUGACCAUGGAGGACCACGCUAAGGCUCUCAGACAGAAGUAUGGCGACAUUUUCACGUGGAGGAUGGGCAGCCGCACGAUGGUCUUCCUCAACAACUUCCAGCUCAUCAAGACAGCGUUCAACAACCCCGACCUGCAAGACCGACCUGACUUCUACACCUUUGAUUGUUUUAUUGACUUCAAGAAAACUGGUAUAUUCGCAAGCAAUGGCGUCCACUGGCGCAACAGCCGUCGGUUCGCCCUGCGUCAGAUGAAGGAUCUGGGAAUGGGCAAGUCGAGCCUGAUGGACGCCAUCCAGUACGAAGCGACUUGUCUGGUGGAAGACUUCAGUAAACACACGGGACAUCCCACUGUCCUCCCUCGCUCUCUCGAUGUUUCUGUCCUCAACGUCAUCUGGAGACUUAUCUCUGACAUAAGGUAUAACGUGGACGACCCCAAGAUUCACGAGUUUAGUAAACUCAUGACCGAUUCACUCGGCAUGAUUCAGGGCCCCGCCCUACUCUUCGACAUGUUCCCCUGGCUGCUGACCGUCGCCCCAACCUUCAUUGAAAAACUCCUGGGUGUAGACGCAGACCUACGUAAGAUCUCACAGCUCAAGGACUUCACCAUGCAAGUGAUCGAGGAACACGAGGCCUCGCUGGACCCCGACAAGCCGAGGGACUACAUUGACAUCUACCUCGUGGAGAUGAAGACACAGCAGGACAACCCAGAGUCUACCAUGGACAAACGUGACUUGAAUGCCCAGCUGGUAGAUCUGUUUGCUGCAGGGAGCGAGACGACCACCCAGACGUUAAGGUGGGCGAUCAUGUACCUGGCCAAGUACCCAGACAUCCAGACCAGAGUACAGCGCCAGAUUGAUGACGUAGUGCCCAGAGGAACACUCCCUUCACUCCAAGAUAAACCUAAACUGCCGUACCUGGUGGCGGUCAUUCAAGAGGUCAACAGGGUUGUGUCUUUAUCACCUUUAGGAGUCACUCACUUCGCUGCCGCUGACACUCAACUUGCUGGCUACACAAUACCAAAGGGAACAGUGGUCAUCGCUAACCUGGAGAUGUGCCACAAGGAUCCAACCUACUGGGAGAAGCCUGAUGAGUUCUACCCGGAGCAUUUCCUCGACAGUGAAGGAAAACUGAAACCCAGGAAGGAGAAUUAUCUUCCCUUCUCUAUUGGUACGCGUGCAUGCCCAGGCGAGCCUCUGGCCCGCAUGGAACUCUACCUCUUCUUGUCAGCGUUACUGCAGAAUUUUACCUUCUCGGCUCCUGAAGGAGAGGACAUCGACCUUCAGAAGGAUCCAAGCAAUGUGCUGAUCAACUUUCCCAAACCCAAUAAAGUUGUCAUUAUCAAGAGAACACAGAAUGGUAGUGUGACGGACAGUGGAAUGUCGGGUGACAGUGCAGGCAGCAAAGAAUGAACAAGAACUUCUUCGACGGGAUACCACGAGGCAGAAGACCAGCUGAUGAAGGGGGAGAUGCCCAUAGGAAGUUUGUAUGUGCUCCUUCUGCAGAACGGAAGUAACACAAAAGAUUGUGGAACCACAUGUGGGCAGUGCACUCAUGUGGACCUGGGAGCGUUUGUUCGAUCACACGGGUUAAAAAAAUACCCAAAUAAAAAACACGAAAUCGACUUAGUUUACAGAAGUUGUUUGUUCACCAUACAGUAUUUCAUACAAGUUUCCAUUACAACUUCAUGUGCCUAGAUAAUAAAAGAAAAAUACCUA